Molecule: messenger RNA, 5658 nt
Organism: Dunckerocampus dactyliophorus (ringed pipefish)
Lineage: Eukaryota; Metazoa; Chordata; Actinopteri; Syngnathiformes; Syngnathidae
Gene: kif16ba
Product: kinesin family member 16Ba
Exons: 24
Coding region: 528-5306 (1592 amino acids)
Biological process (GO): microtubule-based movement
Molecular function (GO): phosphatidylinositol binding; microtubule binding; microtubule motor activity
Source: RefSeq, a predicted model, not a curated record
GGCCGGGAGAUGAAGUACAAGCGAAGGAGAAAAGCACAAAAAAAUCUCACUCAUUUUGGAGGACACUACACAUCCAAAUAAUUCUCAAAGAAACAACACAUACUUAAGUUUUUAAAAUGUUAUUUGGACAUGAUUUCAUUGUUAGCGUAAAUACCGAAAGUUCCGAUUAUGGUCACUAGGGGCGUUAGCACACAGUGGUGCUUUAUGGCGCAAUAGCUGAUCAUUGAUUCGAAGAAGAAGAAGUUUUACUGUUUAUACUAUAGGGUCUUGUUAGCCAAUGAAGACAAGCUCAGCGGCUAAUUGUGUCCUCCAGCCGCUGGACCUCAGUCGGUUCCUGCGCGCAUCACGAUAACAUCUGGUUGCGUUAGCGGUCCACUCGCCUUGUCUCUGGUUUGUACAAUUUGUGUGCUGCCAGAGGUUUUAUCAUUGGGACUUUUGACCCUCCUCAUGCUAAGCUAGUUCGCUAGCUGCUGCUUUCUCAUCGUCUGCUUUCAAGCUAACUGGACGACACAAGCUCGGGAUGUGCAAUGGCAUCGGUUCGGGUAGCUGUCCGGGUCAGACCCAUGGACAGGCGGGAGAAGGACUUGAUGGCCAAGUGUAUCAUCAAGAUGGAUGGAACCAAAACCACCAUCACCAACCUCAAGAUCCCUGAAGGCAUCACGGGGGAUUCCACGAGGGAUCGAACAAAGACCUUCACAUACGACUUUUCCUACGACUCCGCUGACUGUAAGAGCUCGACCUUUGUCUCACAGGACAAGGUCUUCCGAGAUUUGGGCUCUGACGUGCUUAAGGCAGCGUUUGAGGGCUACAAUGCCUGCGUCUUUGCUUAUGGUCAGACAGGCUCUGGGAAAUCCUACACCAUGAUGGGAAAUCCAGGAGACGCGGGUUUGAUCCCCAGGAUCUGCGAGCGUUUGUUCGGCCGCAUCGCAGACGCCACUCGGUGGGACGAAGCUUCUUUCCGUACAGAAGUCAGCUACCUGGAGAUCUACAACGAGCGUGUCAGGGAUCUGCUGAGGAGGAAGUCCACUCAGACUUACAACCUGAGAGUGAGGGAGCACCCCAAGGAUGGACCUUAUGUAGAAGAUCUGUCCAAACACCUGGUCCAGAACUACAGCGAUGUAGAGGAGCUCAUGGAGGCAGGAAACAUCAACCGCACCACUGCUAGCACGGGCAUGAACGACGUCAGCAGCCGCUCGCACGCCAUCUUCACUAUAAACUUUACGCAGGCUAAGUUUGAUGCUGAGAUGCCCAGUGAGACUGUCAGCAAGAUCCACCUAGUGGACCUGGCUGGCAGCGAGCGGGCAGACUCCACUGGUGCCACAGGUGUCAGGCUGAAAGAAGGCGGCAACAUCAAUAAGUCUCUGGUCACACUGGGAAACGUCAUCUCUGCUCUGGCUGACCUGACGCAGGACGGCGUCAACACCAACCAGAAGAAGAAGUCUGUCUUUGUCCCUUACAGAGACUCUGUGCUAACAUGGCUGCUCAAGGACAGCCUGGGCGGGAACUCCAAGACCAUCAUGAUCGCCACCGUCUCCCCCGCCGACAUCAACUACGGCGAGACGCUGAGCACGCUGCGGUAUGCCAACCGUGCCAAGAACAUCAUCAACAAGCCCACCAUCAACGAGGACGCCAAUGUCAGGCUGAUUAGAGAACUGCGGGCGGAAAUCGCCAGACUGAAAGCUCUGCUGAUUGAAGGCAAUCAGAUUGCUCUGCUGGAUUCUCCCACUGCUCUCAGCAUGGAGGAGAAGCUGCACCAGAACGAAGCACGAGUUCUCCAGCUGACUAAAGAAUGGACCAACAAGUGGAACGAGACACAGAACAUCCUCAAGGAGGAGACACUGGCGUUGAGGAAGGAAGGCAUUGGCGUGGUUCUGGACUCUGAGCUGCCUCACCUCAUCGGCAUUGACGACGACCUCCUCAGCACUGGCAUCAUCCUCUACCACCUCAAAGAGGGACGCACAUUUGUGGGUAGAGAGGACGCGUCCACAGAGCAAGACAUCAUUCUGCAUGGUUUGGACCUGGAGAGUGAGCACUGUGUGUUUGAGAACCAGAAUGGUACUGUGACGCUGGUACCACUCAGUGGAGCUCAGUGUUGUGUUAACGGUGUCCAGGUGACGACGCCCACUCAGCUCAAUCAAGGUGCUGUGAUCCUGCUGGGUAGAACCAACAUGUUCCGUUUCAACCACCCCAAAGAGGCAGCCAAACUGCGAGAGAAACGCAAGAGCGGCCUGUUGUCAUCCUUCAGUCUGUCCAUGAGCGACCUGUCCCAGUCCUGUGAGAACCUCUCCACUGUCAUGCUGUACAACCCGGGGCUGGAGUUUGAGCGACAACAGCGUGAGGAGCUGGACAAGCUGGAGGUGAAGAGGAGGCUGAUCAAGGAGAUGGAGGCCAAGCAGCAGAGUGAGAAGGCGGAGCUAGAGCGCCUCCAGCAGGAGGUGGAGAGCCAGCGCAAGGAGUCUGAGGAAGUGCAUCAGAGGAUCCUCCGCCAGGAGGAGAGCCUUCGCCGCCGCAGUCAGGACAUGGAGAUCCUCCUGCGCCACCUCCUGGAGGAGAAGCAGCGCUUUGAGGAGGACAGACGCUCCCAGCUCCAGGAGGUGCAGGAGGGAGCAGAGGAGAAGCAAGACGAAGAGCAAAGGGAGAUCUACCGAGAGCUGGAAGAGCUGAAGAGGGCGCGUGAGGAACAGCAUGCACGUCUUGAGACUGAAAGGAGGCGUUUGGAGGAGCAGGAGAAGGAGCAGCUGAGCUUAGUCGGGAGGCUGCAGGCACAGCUAAGGGAUGAAGAGGAGGCCGCACUCUCCCUGCAGAGCCAGGAGGAGGCAGGCCGCCUGGAGGAGGAGCAACGAUCGCUGGCCGACAUCAGGGAGGCGCUCCUGCGGGCCAGGGAGGUGGGAGGAGCCAUUGAGGAGGCGAGGAAUGCUUGUGAUCGCUACACAGACUUCAAAGGAACUCAGGUGGAGGAGCUGGGCCGCAUGGAGGAGGCGCUUCAGCGGCAGAAGGAACAUUUGGAGAAGGAGGUCACCUCUCUGAUCCCCCUGGCCCAUAACCUGAAGGAGGAGCAGCAUCUGCACUCCAAGGAGCGCCAGCUGAGGAACCUGGCCCAGAACCUCCUCCCCGCGCUGGCCGAGGAGAAACAGCGAGCAGAGGAGCUGCUAGAGCAUCCUCCUGGCCCACAGGAGCUCCUGUACCAGGUGGAGAAGGAACUGCAGGAGAAGGAGGAGAAGCUGGAGGGCCACCGGGCCUGCGCUCAACACCUCUUGCACCUCCAAGAGACCUACCAAUUCACGGCUGACGUGGCUCGUCAAGAAGAAAAGGUGAGGCUCAAGGAGAAGGAGAUCCUGGAGUCCAAAGAGAAGCAGCAGCAGGAGGCCUUGGAGGAGGCGGUGGGCCGUCUGAAGAGGAGGCACUUGGCCCUCAGACGCUGCGCCUCCAUGGAGGAGAAAGUCGCACACAGGGAGGAGCAGGAGAGCUACAAAAGAGAGGAGAACAGCAGGACGACUCACGUGCACACACUUCUGCCGCUCUCAGACGACCGGAUUAACGCCUAUAUCGAGGAGGAGGUGCAGAGGAGGCUACGCAACAUGAACCUCCUGAAUGGUCUGUCGCUCUCCUGCCAGCCGCUCCAGGAGGAACAAGCAAGCACGUCGACACAGGAGGAAGACAAGCCGCCAAAUAAGAACAAUCCACUAAAGUUCAAAUACGAGACGGACGCAAGCGUCCACCAAAACCCUCCUGAAGCUCAGCAGAACCCUCAGGCAGAACCAGGGACCUGGGAAGAAGAGCCAGCGUCCAUGCUUGAGUUCAGAUUCGGUUGGGAUCACAUGGAUGAAAACAGAAACAUGACAGAGCAUGUGGAUAAGAGGCGGGUCCGGUCACUGGCAUGUGACCCGGCUUCUUCCGAAGAGCUGACAGGCCACGGAACCAGAACUUGUUCUCACCAGAACUCUGAAUCAAAGGAACCCUAUGAUGGUCAAACUGUCCCCCUAGAAUCUAAAAAGAGGUCCAGUUUGGGCUACUUUGCUGUGAAGUUGUCUGAGGUGUACAGAACCGCCGGUCUGGGUCUGCAGGUGACGCGUGACAUCUUUCACGGUGUUGGCGUGCGAGAUGUGAAGGACUUGUUGUCUUACUAUGUGACCCUAAUGUCCAAAGAAUUUCCCCUGAUCCAUCUCAGGGAGCCCACAGCAGAACCUGUUGCAGAUCCAGCAGUAGAACCGCCUCAUGUCCACACGGGACACAAAGUCAGUUUGUUGAAUGUGGCAAAGGAUGGAGCUCUUCCUUUGAGUGUGGACUGGUCCAAUCUGGCCAAAGGUUCUGUGUCUUGUGUGAAGAGCUUUGGUCCUCAUGUGUUCUCUCAAAGUCUGGUUCUGAUGCCGCCAGCUUUGGACCGCCUCCAAGCGUCUCCCUCACACAAGAUGCUGGAAACGUUGGAGACUCUGGCACCGUGCUCACGGGUCGGCCUGCUGCUGAGCGUUUUCUGGCUGAGAACGGCCAGCGCCGAGAAGCCACUGCCUCAAGCAGCAUGCCUGCUUGUGUCAGAAAAGGCAUUAACUGUGGUCUCAAGCGGAGCCGGUUCUGAAGACACCUUAGCUGUUUUCCAGCAUGUGGGUCUCUGCCAGAUCCACAAGGUCCAGAUCAGCCUGGCGGGACAACACGUGCACUUGCUGGGCAGUUCUAAUGAUGUCCUCCUGGUGGUAUUCACCCACAGCAAGGAACUCGCACAGGAGUUCUGCAGGGUGGUACUGAAUGCUGUUGCCCCAGAAAAGUCCUCCGAGUUGGUCAAAGGUCACCCAUUGUUGGACAAUGACCUCAUGGUUUUGUGUCUGGAUUGGACCGCCAGAGUUCCUGACAUUGUUAUGGACCAUCUCGUCAUCACCUCCAGAUUCAAGCGGGUUCUGGCGGACCUGCUCUAUGUAGUCCAUGGCAACAUGGCCGGUUCUGACAAGCCCUCGCUGGCUGCCAUCCAACCUCUGCUCUAUACCAGUACCAGGAUCUCCUGCACAGACCCAGACGCCAUCUUGCAGUUCUUCCUAACAGAUACCCACGUGGUUCUGCUCCAGGAGGAUGCCGUCUUCCACCCGGCACUACCCGGGUCCAUUUUGCUUCCCGUCCAACCGCAUUUCCGGAUCCUGGACCUGAGGCGUCGUAAGGACAUCAGCUGUGUGCUCCUGAAGCGGAGACAGGAGUGUCUGCUGGUCCAGAUAGUCUUCAAGAAUCCACCAAAUGGGUCAACCCAUCAGAGCCAUUCCUGGAAGCUAUCUUUUGGUUGCAUACCAGAAGUUGCCAUCCUAGUUCAACACCUGUGCAGCUGAAAGGCCAAACGUUGGACCAAGACCUGGUUCUGAUGUGCUUUUAAAAGAUAAUGUAAAAUGUCAAAUCAAAAUGAUUAUAACCAAGAAUAAAUUCCUCAGGCAAGAAGAUGGUGCACUUCUUUACUUUGGUACCAAAUUUUACACAAUUUUCAUGGUGUUCCUGUUGUCACGUCAAGUGGUGAAGGGGAUCAAACUGGAUCGCUGCUUUCAGGUUGGGUCCUGUCUGGUCCAGUCCAGCAGCAUUAUGUUUGCGUACCAAAAGGUGGUAGACAUCAGUUAUUUUGGUACCCAUCACCAAACAAAAGUAGAUUUUUUUUGGUGGUUCUGUUGAGUCAACACUGUCCACAUUUGU